GCGGUGUGACAUCACUCCCGUUUGCUCCACUUGAAACCAGAAGCAAGGUUUAGGGUUUGGGGAACAAGUCCAGGAGGCUGCGUCUUCUGAUGAGACAGAUAAAGCGAAUGUAGUUUGAAACAGAUCAACGUUUAGGGGGUUUAUAUUAGAAAUAGAGGUUCGGUUUGGCGCCGGUUUGUUCUUCACCCUCUUUUGGACCCGGCUCGGCUUGAAUCGUGGGUGCUCACACACACCCUUACACCCCGGACAUGGCGGGUCUCCGAGGUCUGAUGAUCUUGCUGGUCCUGAUGGUUGGUUUGGCUCGCUGUAAAGACAACACCACAGUCAAUACCUCACCUGCAAGCACCUCAAAUGAGACUCCAAACACCAACCAGUCAUCUUCUGAGACAAAACUCUCACCUGCAAGCACCUCAAAUGAGACUCCAAACACCAACCAGUCAUCUUCUCAGACAAACACAACCAUGACGCCCACCACAGCUCAACCCAAACCAGAUCCAAAGUGUUCCUACAGUGUUGAGACGAUCGAGUUUGGUCUGAAGAUACAGAUGACAGAUUUUACUCCUAACAACUUCACCGUAUAUGUUGCUGAGAUCCGAGAUUCAUUUGAAAGGAAAGGCAAUUUUAACACCAGUAAAAACUCAACUUAUGUCAUCAAACCUCUGAAGCCGUGCACUGAAUAUGAGCUAAAAGUCACAUUUAGUGACUCCAAUGGUGCAGAAAUAUCCUGUAACUCAACCAAAGAUAAAACAACAACUACUGGAAUGACUGAUCGAGACAUAAAAAAAGCAUCCUGCCCUCCUGGAUAUUUCUGUUACCAAAGUGAUUGGAACAUCAACUCUUUACUAUCAGAAAACAACAAAGUUUCAAUUGAAGAUUUCAAGAAUGGAUCGUAUCGUUUCAAACACGUUUAUGACGACAUGUGUUCAGAUUUAGUUUUAACGUUCCCAGAAAGCUGCUCCAAUGCCACAUUUACCAAAUCUGAAAACUUCACUGUUGAUUUCAUUGAUCCAAAGGACAUAAAUCAGACUAAACCUGAUAAACUUCCUGCAGAGAUAAUACCAAAGUUUCCAUCAAGAUGUAAAAAUCUCAGUGUUGAUUAUAAAUGUUCAGGUGAGUAA
Molecule: messenger RNA, 1118 nt
Organism: Poeciliopsis prolifica (blackstripe livebearer)
Lineage: Eukaryota; Metazoa; Chordata; Actinopteri; Cyprinodontiformes; Poeciliidae
Exons: 7
Coding region: 249-1118 (289 amino acids)
Source: RefSeq, a predicted model, not a curated record